This is a messenger RNA of Sander lucioperca (pikeperch), 2109 nucleotides long. RefSeq names its product basic helix-loop-helix transcription factor scleraxis. The record is from RefSeq and is a predicted model, not a curated record. The transcript is spliced from 4 exons. Gene Ontology annotation, biological process: regulation of transcription by RNA polymerase II; developmental process. Lineage: Eukaryota; Metazoa; Chordata; Actinopteri; Perciformes; Percidae. Gene Ontology annotation, molecular function: DNA-binding transcription factor activity, RNA polymerase II-specific; protein dimerization activity; RNA polymerase II transcription regulatory region sequence-specific DNA binding. Bases 756 to 1403 code for a protein of 215 amino acids.
GCUAGUCACCUCCUCAGACCUGAGUCUUCACUGAACGCACAGAGGUCCAACGCCAGACAGCAGCCGAGGGACCCUCAGCGCUCAGAGGGAGGAGUGGAGGAGUCCUCCGGCCCUCCCACUGGCUAUAAGACCAGGGGCAGACGGAAACACUCAGACGGCAGGCACACGUGGAGCAAGAGGCAGGGAGAGAGAAGGACGUGGAGAGAGGCUGAGAGAGAGGGAGACAGACCAAUAGAGAGCAAGAGACAAACUGCUGCCACAGACUGGGAGUAGUUUUUGCUACUGGGAUUGAAACAGACAAAUAUAGAAACAAAGGACCAAAAAAGAGGUUUAGAGAAGAAAAAGAGGACAAAAUCAACGGCCAUUUGACUUCAACGUGCCAUUUAAAAUUUUGGGAUUAACAGAAAGAAGAACUGACCUUUGGGAUGUGAAGUGUUUUGCGUAAAUCAAGAGAAAAAAACACAGCAGCUCUGAGGUCAAGUUGCUCUUGACCACUGACCUAAGGAUCAACUCGCUGAUCUUUUAAACCAAGUCUAACUAGUCAUCAUAAGGGCUACAUCUGACUCACCUGGCUUGACUCAUUUUGCAACCAAGAGAAGUUGGGGGUAAAGUAAUUUAAGUGGUUGGUGCCUUUAGUCAAAAGCAUCAACAGAAACUUUCGAUCUCAAACUUGCAAACGUUACGAGUUGAACCUCGCCAAGUGGAAGUCUCACAAGGAUUGACCAGCAGCUGACAGAACGUUGUUUACGGUGAAGAUGACAUUCGCCAUGCUGCGCACGGCGCCUCCCGCAGGCCGCUUCUUGUACGGUGACAUCGCUCUCCUCUCCGAAGACGAUGAUGAAAACGGGAGCGAGGGUUCGGGCUCUGAGGAGCGUACCACCAACUCCUCCAACUACCGCCUGUCCUCCUCUUCGCCAUCUGCCUUUCACAUCAAGGUGAACAGGAAGAGGAAGCUGUGCGGGGCAGGAGGGGGCGUAGGGGGGGAUGUAGAGUCCAUGAUGGGGAGGCUCCUUCCCCAGGGGUCUCCCAUCCUUGGGGAGGGUCGCCAGAGGACUGCAGCCAACGCGCGGGAGAGAGAUCGCACCAAUUCUGUCAACACGGCAUUCACAGCGCUGCGCACACUCAUCCCCACCGAGCCCGCAGACAGGAAGCUGUCGAAGAUCGAGACACUUCGUUUGGCCAGCAGCUACAUCAGUCACCUGGGGAACGUCUUGCUCCUUGGCGAGGGCCUUCAUGAUGGACAGCCGUGCCACGCUCCCUCACCACCGUUCUUCCACGUGAACUCCUCCCCCAACCGAGGAUCUGACCAAUCAGCUCAGCCAAAGCACAUCUGUACUUUCUGCCUCAGCAACCAAAGGAAAAUGAACAAAGACAGAGACAGGAAGACGGCCAUCAGAAGUUAACAAUGAGGACACAAACCACACGGAUGAAGUGCUCGUCACUUUGACAGCGCUUUCGGUGAUCUUACAGUUACUACAACUUGAAGACUUUUCAGACUUGUGUUGCAUUUUUAAAGACUUUUGAAGGACUUCUUUAGCACUUCCAGGACUUUUCAAGGAACUUUCCAAGCAUUUCUUCUUAUUUGUUUUCUUACUUUUUAUCACUUUUUACUUUUUAGGGUGUUUUCAAAUAUGAUUGAAAACAUUUCUGAAAAGUUGAACAGUACUUUUUAAAAUGGCUUUUACAUGCUUAUCAAGACCAUGACGAGACUUUUUACUGUAUUGUUCAAAGACUCCGGGACUCGUUGGUCAGAGUCUAAGGAACUUAUGGCACAUGAUCGAAAAACACACAGAACCUUUGAAACAAAAAAAUGUAUUCAUCAAAAGCUGUGUGUUAUUAAUGUGUAAACUGAAAUACAAAUGUAUAUUUAUGUGACAUAACAUUAUAUAAUGAAACUAUGUUAUUUAACCGGCAUUGACAUUCAUAACAAAUGAUGUAUAAAGGUGCAACAAAUUGGCUAUUGACAUCACAAAAAAAACAAAAACAUGCUGGAGUAGUAGUACUACUAGUACUAGUAUUUCUAGUAAUCAUCUUUGAAAAAUGUCCUAAUGCUGGAAAAAUAACUCAAGACGACCAAUAAAUUGUUUGUAUAUCUGGGAGUAUAUUUCA